AUGGCUACUCAAAAUAAUAAGACAGCAACAAUACUCGCAACAAUCGGGACAGUCUUUUGGUGCAUUCAGCUUAUUCCCCAGAUCUGGAAAAACUAUCGACGCAAAUCCACCGAUGGCUUCCCGGUAUCGAUGAUGAUUCUGUGGUCGGCUGCUGGCGUAUUCUAUGGCAUGUAUUUUAUAGCACAGUCUUCUGAUAUUGCUCUACAAGUGCAGCCGCAGAUCUUCACUGCCCUUUGUCUGAUUACCUGGGCUCAAUGCCUUUACUAUGGAAAUGGCUACUCUGCCAGAAAAGCUAUUGCUUUCCUCUUCCUUUCGUCGAUCAUAGGAGCUGGGCUUCAGGUCGCUGCAGCGAUUCCGACUCGUAACUCGCCGCACUACAAAUCAGAUCCUUCGCCGUAUUACUGGCCGAUUUUGAUGCUUGGAAUAUUUGCUGCUGUCUGUCUUGCUGGAGGUCUUGUGCCUCCAUAUUUUGAGCUUGCGAAACACCAUGGACAAGCCAUCGGCAUCUCUCUCAUAUUCCUCAGCAUUGACGCGACUGGUGCUCUUCUAUCAUUUGCUUCUCUCUGGUUUCCACAGGAUAAAGCCGACGGCUCGACAGGGUACCGUGACUACGUGGGUAUGGUCAUUUACCUCGUCGAUCCAUUAAUGGAAGCCGGAAUAGUUCUCACCCAUUUUGUAUGGUGGCUCAGGAUCGGUCGCCACAAAGAGAAGACCACUCACGACGAAGAGCACGCUUUGAAAGAGAGUAAGGUGGGAGGUGAUCGCGAGUUGUCGGCUUCCAGGCAAUCUGAAGGAUAA
Messenger RNA from Myxozyma melibiosi, 798 nucleotides. RefSeq names its product PQ loop repeat-domain-containing protein. The coding region runs from base 1 to 798 and encodes 265 amino acids. The transcript is spliced from 2 exons. The record is from RefSeq and is a predicted model, not a curated record. Gene Ontology annotation, cellular component: membrane. NCBI's taxonomy places the organism in Eukaryota, Fungi, Ascomycota, Lipomycetes, Lipomycetales, Lipomycetaceae.